AUGAUGAUGGACCUUUUUGAAACUGGCUCCUAUUUCUUCUACUUGGAUGGGGAGAAUGGAGCUCUGCAGCAGCUGGAGAUGGCUGAGGGAUCGCCACUGUACCCAGGCAGCGAUGGCACCUUGUCCCCCUGUCAGGACCAAAUGCCGCCCGAGGCCAGCAGUGACAGCAGCGGAGAGGAGCAUGUGCUGGCACCCCCAGGACUACAACCCCCUCACUGCCCUGGCCAGUGUUUGAUCUGGGCUUGUAAAACUUGCAAGAGAAAGUCGGCCCCCACGGAUAGACGGAAAGCAGCCACCCUGCGGGAAAGGAGGAGGCUGAAGAAGAUCAACGAAGCCUUUGAGGCUCUGAAAAGGCGGACUGUGGCGAACCCCAACCAGAGGCUGCCCAAAGUGGAGAUUUUGAGGAGCGCCAUCAGCUACAUCGAGAGGCUGCAGGACCUCUUGCACAGGCUGGAUCAACAGGAGAAAAUGCAGGAGAUCGGGGGGGACCCCUUCAGCUUCAGUCCCAAGCAGGGAAAUAUCCCCGGUUCAGACUUCCUCAGCACCUGCAGCUCCGACUGGCAAAGCGUUUCCGAGCAUUCCCGAGCCCUUGGAGUCGGCCCCAAGGAAGGAGGCUCCGUCGUCGAGUCGUCGGCCUCCAGCAGCCUUCGCUGUCUCUCCUCCAUAGUGGACAGUAUUUCUUCCGACGAGCCCAAACUGCCCAGCGCGGAGGAAGCGGUGGAGAAAUAA
This is a messenger RNA of Colius striatus (speckled mousebird), 729 nucleotides long. RefSeq names its product myogenic factor 6 (gene MYF6). Gene Ontology annotation, biological process: positive regulation of myoblast differentiation; muscle organ development; regulation of transcription by RNA polymerase II. Lineage: Eukaryota; Metazoa; Chordata; Aves; Coliiformes; Coliidae. Gene Ontology annotation, molecular function: RNA polymerase II cis-regulatory region sequence-specific DNA binding; DNA-binding transcription factor activity, RNA polymerase II-specific; protein dimerization activity. The transcript has 3 exons. The record is from RefSeq and is a predicted model, not a curated record. Bases 1 to 729 code for a protein of 242 amino acids.